Messenger RNA from Chaetomium globosum CBS 148.51, 1494 nucleotides. RefSeq lists its product as uncharacterized. Gene Ontology annotation, biological process: poly(A)+ mRNA export from nucleus; transcription elongation by RNA polymerase II; post-transcriptional tethering of RNA polymerase II gene DNA at nuclear periphery. The transcript has 3 exons. Lineage: Eukaryota; Fungi; Ascomycota; Sordariomycetes; Sordariales; Chaetomiaceae. Bases 1 to 1494 code for a protein of 497 amino acids. The record is from RefSeq and is a predicted model, not a curated record. Gene Ontology annotation, molecular function: double-stranded DNA binding; RNA binding. Gene Ontology annotation, cellular component: transcription export complex 2.
AUGGCACAUGUGGUCAAAUUCCUGUCUGGUAUCAGGACCUUCGUUUUGGAGCAGAAUGGGGACGAACUUCGCAGCUGGCUCGUGGUAGAACCUGACGUCGCCAGUAUAUACUUUGAAAUGAGCAACGAGCUCAAAAGCAGCUUCCCCGCAAACUCGUCAGCUCUCGAAAACCUGAUCGACAAAAGUCUUCCGCAAGAGGACAAUGUGCCAGAGGGGAAGGGAUCCCCAUGGCCCAGCUUCAACUCGUUCAUCAAGGAGUACCUGGAGUACUGGCGCGACGUUGACUUUGCUGAUAUUGUCCGGUUACAUUCCCGGCUCAGCGACCUCCUCAACUCUUGCGCAAAUGCUCUCGCCAAUCCCACAUAUGGCAGCAUGCUGUUACAGACCAGCAUGUCACUCUCAGAAUCGCUGUCCAAGUUGGUUAUGAGCCUCACUAGGCAGAAGGAUCUUCUUGCGCAAAUCCAAGGCGGUAUGGCCGAGGGAGAGUCGGGCGAGAGGAAGUCUGUUGUCGAACUAGCAGCCGACAUCAUCCAAAAGAUCUUCACUUCUUGUCUCACAGACCGCUCCAGCACGAGGUGGUUUCACUUCGACCACGAUCACUACAUGCGCGCCGAAAAGUGCUUGGCCGAGGCCUACCGCGAAUGCCUACCGCAAUUUCAAAAGCAUCGCCGACAAAUACUCACGUACUGGAUUCCCACCAACCUCCUACUCGGCCGCUUCCCCUCUCAGGCCCUUCUCCAACGCCCUGAAGCGGCGGGGUUUGCCGAUAUCUUUCUUCCCAUCUGCGCCGCCAUCCGCUCGGGGAACUUUGUAGCUUUCUACAAAGCUCUCGAUCUAAACCUGGACUGGCUCUGGGACAAAGUCUUCUACCUCAAAUUCCUCUACCGCCUGAAACCCCUCGUCUGGCGGUCCUUUACCCGAAGAGUGUUCCUAAUCACCUGGCAAGGCACGGCAGGCGAAGGGGGCAACCGCGCGGCCUCCCUGUCAUUCGAAGACCUGGCUACCGCCGCAGGAUACGUGCAGAAGCUUUUGGAGGGAUACGUGCCCGCACAACCAGCGGCACGGCCCCGGCCGUCUGGUGUGAACAAUCUCCUCGUUAAAGCCGUCACUAACAGCGCCGCAAGCGAGGCAGACGCGGACUCGCUGCUAAUGCCACCACCGGGCGGCCCUCGCCGUUUGAUGCCAUCCGAGGGGCUGAUCUUUGGCAACCAGAGGCCGACCCCCGAGAAGCUAGAGUCGGUUAUCGCGGGGCUUGUGUAUUCGAACUUGCUGAACGGGUUUAUCGCCCGCCAGCAGAAGCGGUUUGCCGUCGAGGGGGCCAAGAAAAAGGGCGGCAACGCUGUCGCGGCGGGGUGGCCCGUUCCUUACGAGAGCAUCCUGGAACGGGCUCAAGAGGCUCACCAAGAGGCGUUGGACGCGUGCGAUGCUGGGGAGAGCACAGACCCACCUGGCGAGAUAGACGAUGUCCCCGGCUGGGUGCGUAUUCCGAGCUAA